CUUCUGCUGCUGGUUGGACUGGGAGUCUUAGGAAGCAUAUUUUACAGAACUUCGAAGGUAGAAAUGGAAAAAUUGAAAAAACUACAACAUUUCGAAGAAGAACUUCAGAAGAAUGUUUCUCUACAACUGAUGCAUAAUAUGAAUUGUUCCAAGACUAUCAAGGAAGUCUCUGUUGCACUGCAAGCAACAGCCACCAAAUUAUGUUAUGAGCUAUCUAAAAAACCCUCAGAAUUCUUUAUUUUCUCUUUCAGGUUUACAGGAAAUAUAAAUGACCUACGUGAUAAAAUAUAUUGUGGAUUUAUAAGUGCAACAUAUGUUUAUUAUGGCCAAUGCACUGAUAAAGCAAGAUUUAUAUGUGAGAAGUUAGCUAAUCCCGUGAAGACUGAGAGUAUAGUAAUGAAUGAAGUACCAGAAGGAAAAAUGUAGUUAGAGCAAUUAUUUUUCCUUAGCUAUUAUCCUGCAAGUAAAGGCAACUUUAGGGAACAUAAAUCUUGUGGACCACACAAAUGGAAUAAAGAUGCUGUGAGACUAAA
This is a messenger RNA of Hipposideros armiger (great roundleaf bat), 533 nucleotides long. Its product is annotated as C-type lectin domain family 12 member A-like. The record is from RefSeq and is a predicted model, not a curated record. The transcript has 3 exons. Gene Ontology annotation, molecular function: signaling receptor regulator activity. NCBI's taxonomy places the organism in Eukaryota, Metazoa, Chordata, Mammalia, Chiroptera, Hipposideridae. The annotation marks the transcript as partial.